Molecule: messenger RNA, 2523 nt
Organism: Clupea harengus (Atlantic herring)
Lineage: Eukaryota; Metazoa; Chordata; Actinopteri; Clupeiformes; Clupeidae
Gene: cdca2
Product: cell division cycle-associated protein 2-like
Exons: 16
Coding region: 4-2523 (839 amino acids)
Biological process (GO): regulation of chromosome segregation; regulation of mitotic nuclear division
Cellular component (GO): chromosome; nucleus
Source: RefSeq, a predicted model, not a curated record
UUAAUGGCCAGCCUUGGUUCGGCGUCAAACAUGGACGACUGCCUUAAUGUGGCAUUGUUGGACCCCCCAACAUCUCCAACCUCACCCAAACAAGGCGGUAUAACAGCACCUCUUGAUUUCUCCUACCUCACGCCUUCGAAGUUUGGAAUAACAACUAACAGCUUCUCUGUGCCCUCCAAACUCAAAGACAAAUCCAGAGUGUCACAGCUGAAGGACAGACGGAGGUCAACAAUUGGAGUCAGGGGAUCCCCAGAAACCAAUGCUCUCAUCCGCUACAUAGCCAAGCAGAGAAUGCAGGCCCCUUCACCUGCAACAGAGCAUCUGCGAUUGCAAUCGUCACUGCCAAGAAGCCAAACGCUGAAGCAGAAAAUGGCUGCUUUCCAGUUUGUGAUGGAGGACGUUGAUGAGGAGGAGAAAUUAGAAUGGAAGAUUACACCGGGAAAGAGAGAUCAGAAGUUGGAUUGCAUCUGGGCAGGCAAGGCCCAGUCUGAUAAUUUGACUUUACCCCUGGGUAAGGAGAACAGGGUCACACCAGGCUAUCAAGCUCCCACGACACCCCCACCCUUGAAGCGAGUGUGCAGAGGCCCGCUGCAGGAAUGUGAAGGGAAGAUUACAGGGGCCACAUUCUCUGUCCCAGCAUGCACCUCUCAGGAGGAGGUUCAAGGUUUUGACUUUCAGAGCCCCAUUGCACAUCAGGACACCGCCUUCCAUCGACAGCUUCAACAUAUGCCUUUCCCUAUCCUAUCACAACAAAUUAAAACUAAUUUAAACCAUAGAGAUGAGUCUGGGAUCUCAUCUGUUACCAAGAAGAAGAGGGUGCAUUUUGGUGUGCCACUGUCCCCUGAGUUUUUUGACAAGACUCUCCCUCCAAGCACCCCGCUACAGAAGGGUGCUACCCCACUGCGUCAGCCAGCAUCAGCGGCCUCAAAGCAGCGGUCUCUGCUAAAGACCCCCCAAAGAAAUGAAGCUUCCCUUCCAAAGCCCAACUUCAACAGUCCAGAGGCUGGAAGUGGCAUCAGUCAGACAAAAGUUCUUGAAGGAGCAGUGAGCAGUGACAUUGUGUUCCGGGAUUCAGAGGAUGAGAUUCCUCGAUUUGUACUUGAGGAGGAGGAUGAAGUUGAGCUUGAGGCAGAGCUGAACAGUGCAGGUAUUUCCGAAGAUGCCUCCUCGGACGAACUGGCUGGCUCCCAGGCACAUGUUGUGACCUCUCUUUUCAAAGCAGAGCCCCUACUUGAGGAACAGACAGGAGCUGAGCCAGAGCUCAUCUCCUCCCCACAGCAGGAGCCUCCUCCUCUCCAGCAGCAGGAACAGCAGGACCCCGCCACCUCCAGCAGCCCAGGCAGACCCCGCGGCAGGAAGAGAAAGCAACCAGCAGCAGCAGCAGCAGCCACAGCUGCUGAGAGUGAGCCCCAGUCUGAGAGCAGGAGACCCAGCUGCACGGCCUCGCCAUCUGCCUUGGGGAAGAAGACACUUCGCGGCCAACGCCAUUCGGAACGGAAGCGGGUGCACUUUGGUGCGCCGCUCUCUCCUGAGUUUUUUGACAAGACUCUCCCUUCAAGCACCCCACUAAAGAAGGGUAGCACCCCAUUCCGUCACCCAGCCUCUGCAGGCGCAGAGCUGUGUCCAGUGCUAAAGACUGCACUGGGAAAUGAAGCUCCACUUUCACAGCCUGACUUCAGCAGUCCAGAGGCCGGUAGUGGCUCACCAACCCUUGGCCAGACCGAAGGCCCUGAAGCAGCUGUGAGCAGUGAUCUCAUACUCCAAGAUGCAGAGGAACAGAUUCCCAGACUUCUUCUUGAGGAAGAUGAUGAGGUUGAACCGGAGGUGAACACUGCAGGUAUUCCCAAAGAUGCCUCCUCAGACAAGAUGGCUGACUCCCAGGCACCUAACAUGAACUCGCCUUGCCAAGUGGAGCCUCUCUUAGAGGAGCAGACAGAAGCUGAGCUGGAGCUCCUUUCCUACCCGCAGCAGCAGCAGCAGCAGCCGCCUCCACCUCCUCCUCCUCUCCAGCAGCAGGAACAGCAGGACUCCGCCACUUCAAGCAGCCCAGCCAGACCCCGCGGCAGGAAGAGAAAACCACUGGUGGCGGCGGCGGCCGCAGUAGCUGAGAGCGAGCCCCAGACAGAGAGGAGGACUUCCAGCCGCUCUGCUGCUCUCUCAGCCUCAGGGAAGAUGAAGGACUCUACAGGAAAGCGGCGUUUCGGAGGUAAGGAUGUGGACCGCUCACUGUACGGGAAGAGAGCAUACGCCUCCAAGAACCCUCUGCUCAGCCCCAUCUUUGAACCCCCGCUUUCCAAUGGUGUCUGCGUUACUCCAGCUAACCCUUCUGGAAUAUCCACAGUAAAAGCAAGUCGCAAGUCUCAGGAGUCUUCUCAGAAAAACCAGAGUGAAGCUGCGAGUGAUAUUCAUCACUGCAGCCACCAGGUGGCGCCAACGCUUCUGCCCGAGUCAUUCAGGAAAUCUCAAGCGACCUCACUGAAACCAAGCCUUCACCUGAAAUUCCUGCAGCCGUAUCAGAGGUGA